Stegastes partitus (bicolor damselfish) is the source of this 988-nucleotide messenger RNA. Its product is annotated as low density lipoprotein receptor adapter protein 1. The transcript is spliced from 10 exons. The record is from RefSeq and is a predicted model, not a curated record. Lineage: Eukaryota; Metazoa; Chordata; Actinopteri; Pomacentridae. The coding region runs from base 68 to 922 and encodes 284 amino acids.
CUGUCGUGCGCUGACUGGUGUAUUUACGAGACGAGGAUCCCACCUGCCGGAGAGCAGACACCGCGGGAUGGACGCCCUGAAAUCCGCCGGCAGAGCGAUUAUCAAGAGCCCCGGAGUUCCACGGCACACAUGGGGAACUUCAAAGCAUGAAAAGCUGCCAGAGAACUGGACAGACACCAAGGAGACUCUGCUGGAAGGGAUGGUGUUCAACGUGAAGUACCUGGGUAUGACUCUGGUGGGCCAGCCAAAAGGAGAGGACAUGGCCUCAGCUGCCAUUCACAGAAUAGUUGCCAUGGCCAGAGCCAGUGCUAAGAAGUUUCGGAAAGUAACACUGACUGUCUCACCAAAAGGCAUCAUCAUCACAGACACAGAGACUGCAGACCUCAUAGAGAAUGUCUCCAUAUAUAGAAUUUCGUACUGCACAGCAGAUAAAACUCAGGAUAAGGUCUUUGCCUAUGUUUCUCAGUGUCAGUUCAAUGAAAGGCUUGAGUGCCAUGCGUUUCUCUGCCAUAAGAGGAAAAUUGCUCAGGCUGUUACAUUAACAGUAGCCCAGGCUUUCAAAGUAGCCCUAGAUCUUUGGGAAAUUGCUCAGGAAGACAAAAGCAGGAAGUCCAGGACCUGCUGUUCCUGUGCAGCAAGUGAUGGACAGACAGAGACAGCAGACACUCAGUGUGUCCCAGCAGGUCCAGAGGAACAUAAGCCAAUUGGGAUGGAGGAGAAACUCCGCAGGCCCCUCUUCUCUGUGUCACUCAGCUCAUCUUCACCUUAUAGUAACAUCACUCAAAGGCGACCAAUCAAACAUGACUCUUGGGAUGUGGAGGAUGGACUAGAUGAUGUAUUCUCAAGCAACAUGGAAGUGGAGGAGACAGACACUGACUGGCCAAGUCAUGCUCCAAACUCGUCUUUGACAAUGCAGCUUUGAGGGCCUCGGAGGUCUCCACUGAGAGUUGUUUGCUUAAUUGCAACAAUGAGUUUGCACAACACAUAG